Canariomyces notabilis is the source of this 285-nucleotide messenger RNA. RefSeq lists its product as uncharacterized. NCBI's taxonomy places the organism in Eukaryota, Fungi, Ascomycota, Sordariomycetes, Sordariales, Chaetomiaceae. The annotation marks the transcript as partial. The record is from RefSeq and is a predicted model, not a curated record. The transcript is spliced from 3 exons.
CCUCGUAUCACGAUACAGUUCUGCACUCAGUGCAAGUGGAUGCUCAGGGCAGCAUAUUAUGCUCAAGAACUCCUAUCCACCUUCUCCACCUCACUAGGCGAGGUUGCCCUGCAGCCCGCAACAGGGGGCGUAUUUGUCCAGAUCAGCAGCAGCAGCAGCAGCAGUAACAGGGUAGUGCUCUGGGACCGCAAGACGGACGGCGGGUUCCCCGAGACCAAGGAGCUCAAGCGGCGUGUGCGGGACGUGAUUCAGCCGGGAAGGGAUCUGGGCCAUGUCGAUCGGGAC